This is a messenger RNA of Didymodactylos carnosus, 804 nucleotides long. The record is from the annotation of a GenBank genome assembly. NCBI's taxonomy places the organism in Eukaryota, Metazoa, Rotifera, Eurotatoria, Philodinida, Philodinidae.
AUGUCUCAACAAACUAUUACUAUGAUAAAACCUUCUCGUGGUGCUGAUCAAAUGUUACUUGAUGGAUAUAAGUAUCGUUUAGAUCGAAACAAAUGGCGUUGUACAAUCAGUAAGUGUCCCGAUCGUUUAAAUUCCGUUAAUGGUGUUCAUAAUAUCAGUAUUGAUCAUAAUCACGCACCAGAUCCUGAUAAGAUUACUGCUGCAAUAUUUAAAUCAACUAUUAGAGAUAUAACUCCAGAUGAUAUCAGUUCACUUCCAUCAUAUCAAGCGUCACAACGUACAAUCGAAAGACGUCGUAAAAAAGCGGAUCAUCCAUUACCAACACCACAACAGCUGAGUGAUAUUCAUUUUCCGCAAGAACUUACUCUUACAACAACAAAUGAACGCUUUUUAUUAUGUGAUAUUAAUCAUCAUCAACACAGAAUUAUUAUAUUUGCAUCGGACAAAGACCUUGAACGUUUAUCGAAUUCAGAAAGAUGGCAUUGUGAUGGCACGUUUAAAAUUGCACCUCAAUUAUUUCAUCAGAUGUAUACAAUUCAUGGAAUAAUUAAAAACAAAAGUGUACCGUUAGUUUAUGCAUUCUUAAGCGGAAAAUCACAACAAUUAUAUGAAGAAAUGUUUAACGAAAUUAUUAAUAAUAUUACCAAAGAGCCAAAAUUUGUUACUAUUGAUUUUGAAACUGCAGUAGCCAAUGCUCUUAAAGCAACAUUUCAAAAUGUCACUGUUUUUGGGUGUUUUUUUCAUUAUAAACAAGCAGCAUGGCGUAAAAUUAUGCAACUUCGAUUAACAUGCUCUUUCUUGUAG